CAUUAGCAUUUCCCCGGGGGCAGGGGCGGCGCGGUGCUGGAGUCUGCAGCAUCCCGGCGCCCGGGCUCUGGUCGCUGCACGCCUGGGCUCCCUGUCUCCUCCCCUCUCCCACCCUCACCUCCACGCGGGGCUGCCCGGGCCGGUCAACUAGGCGCACUUUGCCCCUUGUUGGCAGCGGAUAAAAGGGGUCUGAGGAAAUACGGGACACCGUCACCCACUGCCAGCUCCAGCCUUUAAAUCCCCAGCGCGGGGAGAUCCUCGCAUCGCAGGUCGGCCCCGACGCCCAUCCGGCGUGCGAGGCGCAGAGCAGGGCUCCGAGCGCAGCGCCGGGUCUAGCCGCGCACAGGCGGGCUCCGGAACAGAAGUCCACCCUCUGCGCCAGCGCUCCCAACUCCGCUCCCCGGUCCCAACCCUGGGAAAGUGAUCCCUGCGUCCGAGCGUCAAGAUGCCGGCCCACUUACUGCAAGAGGAGAUGUCCAGCUCCUACACCACCACCACCACCACCACCAUCAUAGCGCCUCCCUCCAGGGUCCUGCAGAAUGGAGGAGGCAAGUUGGAGAAGACUCCCCUCUACUUGGAAGAAGACAUCCGCCCUGAAAUCAAAGAUGAUAUACAUGACCCAAGCUACCAGGAUAAGGAGGGCCCAAAGCCCAAGCUUGAAUAUGUCUGGAGAAACAUCAUCCUCAUGUCUCUACUACACUUGGGAGCCCUGUAUGGGAUCGUGUUGGUUCCCACAUGCAAGUUUUACACCUGGCUCUGGGGAGUAGUCUACUAUUUUAUCAGUGCCCUGGGCAUAACAGCAGGAGCUCAUCGCCUGUGGAGCCACCGAACUUACAAAGCGCGGCUGCCCCUGCGGGUCUUCCUGAUCAUUGCCAACACAAUGGCAUUCCAGAAUGAUGUUUUUGAAUGGGCCCGAGAUCAUCGUGCCCACCACAAGUUUUCAGAAACACAUGCUGAUCCUCAUAAUUCCCGACGUGGCUUUUUCUUCUCUCAUGUGGGCUGGCUGCUUGUGCGCAAACAUCCAGCUGUCAAAGAGAAAGGCGGUUUGCUAGACUUGUCUGACCUAAAAUCUGAGAAACUGGUGAUGUUCCAGAGGAGGUACUACAAAUCAGGUAUCCUGCUGCUCUGCUUCAUCCUGCCCACACUUGUGCCCUGGUGUCUCUGGGGUGAAACUUUUCAAAACAGCUUGUGUGUUGCCACUUUGCUGCGUUACGCCAUAGUGCUCAAUGCCACCUGGCUGGUAAACAGUGCCGCCCACCUCUACGGAUAUCGCCCUUAUGACAAGAACAUUAGCCCCCGAGAGAAUAUCCUGGUUUCACUGGGAGCUGUGGGUGAGGGCUUCCACAACUACCAUCACUCCUUUCCCUAUGACUACUCUGCCAGUGAGUACCGCUGGCACAUCAACUUCACCACAUUCUUCAUCGAUUGCAUGGCUGCCCUUGGUCUGGCUUAUGACCGGAAGAGAGUAUCCAAGGCUGCCAUCUUGGCCAGGAUUAAAAGAACUGGAGAUGGAAGCUACAAGAGUGGCUGAGUUUUGGGUCCCUCAGGUUCCUUUUUCAAAAGCCACCUGGGCAGAGUUCUAAUGUUCUGUUUAUUAACUACUGAAUAAUGCUACCAGAACGCUAAAGAUGAUGAUGUUAACCCAUUCCAGUACAGUAUUCUUUUAAAAUGCAAAAGUAUUGAAAGCCAACAACUCUGCCUUUAUGAUGCUAAGCUGAUAUACUUAUUUCUUCUCUUACAUUCUUUCUGUUCUAGUCCCAUUGUCUUUCUCUUUGCUUUGAUCUUUUCACCUUGCUUUCUUUUUUCCCUCAUUGCCUCCCAGGCAAAACCACUCGUCAGUUAUUGGUGGGUGUCCAGCUUCCAAAGCUUAGACAACCUUUCUGUAGUCUAAAACCAUUGGUCUUUGCCCCAGAUAACUCUCUUACCUUGAGCUGUCCUGAGCUUCAAGGUAGGUGGCUCAAGCUAGAGAUACAGCAAAAUCUUCUGGGAAGUCCCCUGUUAAUUAUCUUCAGCUCAGGCUUUUGCUAGAUGGAAUGGAAAGAUAACUUUAUUGGCACAAAGCUUCAAAUGCAGGUGAAUAGUCAGGGGAGAGAGGUAGCAUGCACGGUCUGACUGGUAAGUGAGGAGAUGGGGUCAAGGCGGGAAACAAGGCAAGAGAAAACUCUUGCCAGGAUCAGAUGUACAGCUGCCUAGUGAGGAUUUGGAGCCUCACCCCAUAGCAUGCUUCCUUUCUCUCCUGACACUGGGUAGGGAACAGCCAUGGAACUUGGCAGUGCUAGAACAAAAGCAAAUCUCAACGUCUCAAUAUAGUUUGGGCUGAUGAUAAAGCUUUUAGUUUGUAGUAAAAGUGGCCACUGCUGGCGAAGGAUUUUUCUUCUUUAAUAAUAAGGAGAUUUCUUAUUUCAUAGGACAAAAAGUCUUGUAAUUGGGUGUCUCCAUAACUGGUAAAUACAGCGCUGCUCAUCAAAUUUUGAGGAUUCCAUGAGUUGCCCAUCACAAUUCUUAAAUCUUUCUGGUCUGUCAUCUUCAGAGUAUUGGUCACUCUCCCCUCAUAGUAAUAAGAUGGGAAAGGAAGGAUUUUAGGAGGUGGAGUUGGGUCAAACAUAAAAAUAUAAAUACAUAUAUACUUUGCUUGGAACCUUAGAUAUUUAGAGUCUGUUCCUCUGAAAGAAGGAUGUUUGAAGAAACUAAAAGAGAGGAGGAAUUAGCUGGGUUAUCUAUCCCUCCCACCCCGGCCCCCAACAGGAGAUGGAGAUGUUGAGGGGCGGGGCCUGUAGGCAGCUCCUAAGAGAUAACUUUACAAAAGAAGGGCUCUGAGAAUAUGUUGCCAGGGGAUUUGGAAGGUAAUUGAGUAAGUUGUUGGGUGUCCUAAUAAAAGAAGUUAGAUGUUAGGUCCAUUCAUUAGUUCCAAUUUCUCCUUGGAAUGAGUAAAAACUAGAAGGCUCCUCCCACAAUGUUGGGCUCCAUCAUUACUUCCUUGCUCUGUAAACCUCUAACUUAAAGUAUAGGACUGCCUGAGGGGAGAGGUAGGAAUCUCUUAAUUACCCUGAUGUCUGAUUCCUGGCUUUACCCGAUCUGUCCCUUUUCUUCUACUGGUUUUGUCUCCUCCCUGAUGUUCUCUUCCUUCUCUGGACAGGCAUCCUCCUUUGUGUGUAAUCGGAGGCAGUGAUGACUUGCUGUCCACGCAGCUCUCUCCUGCAGACAGAAUGCUCAGGGUCACUGAACCACUGCUUCUUAGAACAUAGAGCUAGCUGCUACUUUCAUGUGGCUUCCAGAGUGUCUCCACCUACACCCCUCUGCUGCCAUCCCACACUGAUGGCUCAAGACAAGGCUGGCAAACCCUCCUAGAAACAUCCCUGGCUCCAUGAGGCUCACUCUCAUGAGGCACAGCCAAGCCAAAUAUUCACAUUGUGCCAGUGAGCCAGCCAUGGAGCAAAGGAGAGUUUGUUUUCAGUCACCUGUCUGGGUCAGAAUCAGAGAACAUGCUGAAUGUCCCCUGCUUGCUCAGUAAGGCUGGCCCACCCGAGUCAGUGCUCCCAGCUGAUGGUGCAAUGCUUGUAGAAGUAAGAGGAAGCCUAGUCCUCACUGGGAAGCACAAGGAGCAAGGGCGAGUUCCCAAGUGCCUCACUUCGAAAGGAGGCCCCAUACCCUGGAGCCAGGGUCUACUGCACACCGUAGGCUGAGACCUGGACCUGAGAUGUCAUGAACUUUGCUACACAGAGUCUGUUCAGCAAACCAGCAUUCCCUAUAACAGCCUAGAGCAGACAAUAGUAUAGAAGAAAUCUGGGGGGAAAAAACACACAUCAGUGUUUUGAGAACCUUGGACCACUGCUGUCCCUGUACCUCAGUCAUCAAUGCAGAAGCCUGGCUUUGCUCUAUUAAGAUUGGAAAUGUACAAUACCAAAUGCUCUGUCCACUGUUGAACCCCAGUGGUGGAAGGGAGGAGGGCCUUUCUUCCUGUGUUAACUGAAUAGAGGCUACAGGGGUUAGCCUGGACUAAAGACACCCUUGUCUUUUCAGCUGUUCAUUUCAGUAGAAAAUCUAAUGGAAGAUCACUGUAGUUUAGAUCUACUGACCUGUGUGCCUACCCCUUGGAAAAAUGUCUGUUGGGUAGUUUUAAUUUCACAGGUAAUCAGAUGCCUGCUUUAUAAUAUAAGAACAAUAAAAACAGCUUUCUCUUCUUUCUAUUGUAAUCGUGUUCCAUAGAUCUGAUCCAUACCAUGACCCUACACAAGGUUGGACGGACACCUCAGGCCAAGGUCCCCAGUGUGUAUGCGGGUGUGUAGGUAGAGUGUGUCUGCUGAGUAAAGAAUACUUUUCAAGAUUCUAAAGCUCAGUUCAAGUGACACAUUAAUGAAAAACUCAGAUCUGCUCAAGUCUGAAUUUCUAACAGUCCUUUGUGGGUGUGCUGACAACUUACUUGGGUGCCUUACAUCUUUUCUAAUCAGUGUUGCAUAUGAGCCUGCCCUCACUCCCUUUGUGGAGUCCUUUUGCACCUGAGAGCCUACACGAGUGGCUGGUAAAAAAGGAGACUGGCUGGAGAAUGAUCAGUACAGUGAUUUGCAGGAUUCCCCUCUGGGCUUCAUUCUGGCAAGUUUUCUUAGGGCUAUUUUUAUUUUUAUUAAGUGCCCACAUUUGAUGGAGGGUGGAAGUAAUUUGAAUGUAUUUGAUUUAUCUUUUUUUUUAGAUUAAAAGAUGGUUGUAGCAUUUUAAAUGAAAUAUUUUCUCCUUAGUUUGCUAGUAUCCGAAAUAUUCUCUGUAAGUGUAGCUCAAAUAGGUCAACAUGGAAGGUUAAGAAAGCAAGGUGGCAAUGUUCACUGGUGGUUAAGGCCAAGGCCUCUCCUACCACUGUGCUACUGACUUACUGUGUGAUCCUGGGCAAGUCACUUAACUGUAAUGUGCCUCAGUUUUCCUUCUGUUAAAAUGGGGAUAAUAAUACUGACCUACCUCAAAGGGCAGUUUUGAGGCAUGACUAAUGCUUUUAUAUAAAGCAUUUUGGGAUCCUUCAGCAGAGGAAUUCUCAAGUCCUGAGUAUUUUUAUAGUAGCAGUGUCCACCAUGAACUUGAUAUGUCCGUGUGUCCCAGGUGCUAUCAUAGUCUAUUUGGUUCUCUCUGAGAGACUGUAUGAAUCCAUUGGAUAAGUGGUGGAUAACUAGCCAGACAAAAUUUGAGAAUGCAUAAAGUUAUUGCCAUGGAGAUAUACACAGGAUACCUUUUCUUCAAGGGGUGGGAUUUUUCCCUUUUUAUGUGAGAUAGUAGUUAUUUGUGACCUAAGAAUAAUUAUGGAGUAAUUUCUAUUAAUAUCAACUCUGAAGCUAGUUGUACUGAUCUGAGAUUGUGUUUGUUCAUAAUAAAAGUGAAGUGAAUCUGA
Cynocephalus volans (Philippine flying lemur) is the source of this 5371-nucleotide messenger RNA. RefSeq names its product stearoyl-CoA desaturase (gene SCD). Gene Ontology annotation, biological process: response to fatty acid; unsaturated fatty acid biosynthetic process; monounsaturated fatty acid biosynthetic process. Gene Ontology annotation, molecular function: stearoyl-CoA 9-desaturase activity; iron ion binding; palmitoyl-CoA 9-desaturase activity. Bases 446 to 1531 code for a protein of 361 amino acids. Gene Ontology annotation, cellular component: endoplasmic reticulum membrane. The transcript is spliced from 6 exons. The record is from RefSeq and is a predicted model, not a curated record. Lineage: Eukaryota; Metazoa; Chordata; Mammalia; Dermoptera; Cynocephalidae.